Molecule: messenger RNA, 740 nt
Organism: Ilex paraguariensis (yerba mate)
Lineage: Eukaryota; Viridiplantae; Streptophyta; Magnoliopsida; Aquifoliales; Aquifoliaceae
Source: the annotation of a GenBank genome assembly
CACUUAAUUAGAUGGGUUAUGUAUACCAUCCAACCCAAACUAUUGUUUGGCAAGGAUGAAUUGAAUGGGAUGGACUCCACUUGACUUUUGUAGAUAUUUAUCAUUGUACCCAUUGAUGAACCAAACCUGUAUAGUAGUCACCACCACCGCCGCCACAACAGAAACGCCACCACUGCCAGAACAGAAACACCACCACCACAACAGAACAGAAACGUCGCCACCACAACAGAACAGAACACCUACCACCACAACCACAACUGAACACCAACAACCACAGCAGAACACCCGCCACCACAACAUAAACGUCGCCACCACCACCACCACAAUAGAAACAUCCACCACUAUCAGAUUUGAGAGAUAGAGAAACAUCCACCACUGAGAAGCCCAGCUUUAGCUUUGCCUGAUUUUUCAUUACAAAUCAGCCCUCCAUUCAUUCCAUACUAUGAGUUUAAAGAAAUGGCCUCCGAUGGAUUUAUGAGAAAAUCAACCCACAGUGACCGGAGCUCCACAACUGAUUCUGGCACUAGCGGUAAUGAUUUAAGCCAUGAAAAUGGAAUAUUGUUCCACCCAGAAAGAUCUUUCCUUUUUGCUCCUUUAGAACCCACUUUUGAGUUUAGGCUUUAAAACAGCAUCUUUGAAUCCUCUACCUUCAGAACCACCUAGAAUCCUUCAGCAUCACCACCAUUACCAACCUCACAUUUAUGGCCGUGAGUUCAAGAGAGGUUCAAAAAUGAUCACUG